AUGGACAAUAUGAGAAAUAAAUAUAAGACAAACAACUUACAAUACUUAUAUACAGCGCCAGAUUAUUCUAGUUCGGUUGUGGCCAGUUCUUUCAAACCAAUGAAUGAAGAUAUAGUACAACAAAGUCAACAGAGAGUACCGUAUAAUGUGGGUGAAAUGGAAGAAGCGGAUACACUAAAAAGUCCGUCUGAUGAUGAUAGUGAAGACAAAUAUCGCCGCUUAGAUUCAUUAGAGAAAAUCUCCGUAUACUAUUAA
Messenger RNA from Schistosoma mattheei, 255 nucleotides. NCBI's taxonomy places the organism in Eukaryota, Metazoa, Platyhelminthes, Trematoda, Strigeidida, Schistosomatidae. The record is from the annotation of a GenBank genome assembly.